Messenger RNA from Acipenser ruthenus (sterlet), 2488 nucleotides. Its product is annotated as phospholipid scramblase 1-like. The record is from RefSeq and is a predicted model, not a curated record. Gene Ontology annotation, molecular function: phospholipid scramblase activity. The coding region runs from base 51 to 953 and encodes 300 amino acids. Gene Ontology annotation, cellular component: plasma membrane. Gene Ontology annotation, biological process: plasma membrane phospholipid scrambling. Lineage: Eukaryota; Metazoa; Chordata; Actinopteri; Acipenseriformes; Acipenseridae. The transcript has 10 exons.
GAGAUGCAAAGGUGAAACAAAGAUGAUAUUCUGAAACAAUAGGGGCCAACAUGGGAAAAGUCAUGGCUGCUAUAGGACAGUACUCUUUUCCCAGCUAUGGGCCUGUGUCUUUCCCUCAGAUACCAACAUCUGCUUCUAUAGCCCAGCAGGGUCCAGCCCCUCAAAUAGGGCAUAGCCCAGCCCUUCAUGUUGUAUACAGGGCUGCGCCUGUUAGAAAUGCAGCAGCACCCACUCCAGGCCCAGUAGCUCAGUUGAUGGGUCUGAAUCCCAGUAUCGGACUGGUUGGUCAGUGGAUGCCAUUGCCAGCAGAUCCUCCCCCAGACUGCCCCCCUGGACUGGAGUAUCUCUCAGUGGUUGAUCAAAUCCUAAUACAUCAAGUACCUGAUAGAACACAAGGAAAUAGGACAAGAAAUCGCUAUGAACUGAGAAAUGGCCUGGGCCAAAGGAUUUACUAUGCACUGGAGGACCCCAGCAGUGCUGUCGGAGACCUGUGCAGAAAUACACGUGGUUUCACACUAAGUGUACAGGACUGUAAGCUGUGCAACGUCAUGCAGAUUUUUCGACCUUGCAGAUCUCCGACUCGUUGGUGCCCUGGCUGCUUGGAAACAAUGGUGAUCCAGGUGCCGGAGGGGGUUCCGAUUGGCUGCGUGUCUAGGAUAUGGCACCCGUUUGAGCCCAAGUUCUGUGUCAGUGUUAGCGGUGAAACCGUGCUCAACAUCAGUGCACCCUGUAGGCUUGUCAGCUGCUUCAGUGAUGACCACUUUCGAGUGUUGGGUUCAGAUAACGUGACUGUGGUUGGAAAAAUCUCGAAUAAGUUCACUGGAGUGGCGGCCGAAUAUUUCACAAACUCUGAUUCCUUUGGAGUCCAGUUUCCAGUGGACCUGGAUGUAACUAUCAAGGCAACCCUUAUCGGAGCCAGUUUCUUAAUUGAUUACUUAUAUUUCCAAAGGUGAGAGUGCCUGAAACAAUAAAGGUUUUGAAGACGGGUUUUGUAAAAUGAUGAAAAUAGAGAAAACGGGAGCCGGAAGACUGUAGUGUAAAUGGAAGUUUCAUCGACUUAUUUAAAGUUCAAUAAUUGUUCUGCAGCAAUAGAAAUGCAUAUUGUAAGGGAUUGUAAUUUAAGACAUGAAUGACUGAUUCUGUUAUACUGCAGAUAUAUUGUAACCAUCUGUAAAUAUGUAAUAUAUACAAUAUAUGUACAAUACAGCACAUCCGCAUUAUGGAACAAAAGAAACACAACAAAGAUACUUAAUAAUCAAAUAAAAGCAGAAUACACUUCAAAUAAUGUUCUUACCUUCUUACCAGUCUUGUAAAUUGAGAAAAAAGGUCAAAGGAAAAAUAAUUGUCCUAUAUAACAUUUUUUAAAAUAGUUUCCAUUGAGUGGCUUUCUGCCAUCAUCGUGUUCUACAAUGUACGACACAAACACAGUAGCUCCAAUUUGGAAAAAUACAGUAAUAAGGGUAUAUCUGGUAAGUCACUCAUUGUAGGCUAUUUGAUAAAAUUACCCCCUUCGCCUCCAAUUGUUCACAUAGUCUGUUUAAUCAGAAAUUAGAUUUAAUCAUCAUUGUGCAUAUCCUCCUGCAUCUGGAGUACUGAGAUGUGUAGUCAUGGCAGUGCGUUUUAAUUACUGGCAGUUAAACGGGCUAAUUAAGAGUCUGAAAGUAGAGUAGUAGUAAAACAUUAAUGUUUUAAAGAGUAUAGCUGAAAAUGUCACUUACUUUUUACAUUUCCAUUACUAUAAUAUUUGUAAUUGUUCGGAGUGGUUCCGAGUUCUCUUGCUCCAAAAGGAAUUAAAGCAACAUUCCCUUUACUGUUUUAUUACUAUUGUAAUGAUGUUCGCUAUCAUUGAGUGGUUCUGUUGCUCAAUGUUUUCCAUUUCUCUGUUCUCCUUUACCUGGCUUUAUGCUUGCUGGGACAGAACAGCCUUCCUCAUAACAUUCAGAUCAUGUGACAAGUCUGCAAGCCACGCCUACUUUAUUUUUAUAUAAACGCAGGGCUGGCAGAAAGGUCACGGUGUCACGUGAUUUGAAUGUAACGAGAAAGGCCGAUCAGUUCGGGCACUUUGGAUGCCCAGACAUGUUCAAAACAGCUCACAGGCAGGUAAAGGCAGAAUUUAUAUACAAUGAAAACUCUAUAUAGAAGCAACAGAACCCAGAACCAAACAUUUUACAUGUGCAGCUACUACCACUUAAACAUUAUGGAGUGUGUUACAUAUAUAAAUGCUUUAUAAAUUGGUUUCUAAAUUGAACAUUAAUAAUGAAUAUCUACAAUGUCCCUUCAAUUUGAAUUACUAGGCCUGGCUAUUUUAUUGGUUACCAAGUGAAAAACAGUUAAUUUCAGGCACUGCAUUUGCUUUGAAUCAUUCGUCAGCCUGACUGGAUACCAUAAAACUAUCAAAACGUACAAAUAAAAAGUUUUACAUCUCUGAUUUAUAAAAGGAUGUAUUGUUCUCUCAGUGGUUGCAAUCUAUAUGCAGUUUUGAUACAGA